AUGGCUUACUCAUAUCUGCUCUCUCUUGGUCUUUGUGUUCUUGUUCUUCUUCACAGCUCUGUAGCACAGAUAGAGCAGGUAACUUCACGCCCCAGCGGACAAGAGAAGUCGCAGCGGCAACAAAGAUGGCAAAGGGAUGAGUGCCAGCUCAACCGCAUUAAUGCUGUUGAGCCUUCUCGCAGGUUCCAAUCAGAAGCUGGUCUGACUGAAAUCUGGGAUGAGAACGACCAACAGUUCCAAUGCGUUGGUGUUGUAGCUAUGCGCCAUACUAUUCAGCAGAAAGGCCUUUUGUUACCACAAUACGUCAAUGGACCUAAGCUCAUCUAUGUCGUCCGAGGUAGAGGAAUUCAGGGAGCUGUAAUCCCCGGUUGUCCUGAGACAUACCAGUCACCAUCACAGUCGCAAUUUACUGCCGGUGCAGCACAUGAGAGUCAGAGAGACCAGCAUCAGAAGGUCCGUCAAAUCCGAGAGGGUGAUGUCAUCGCAUUGCCUGCCGGAGUAGCUCAAUGGAUUUAUAACAAUGGCCGAUCCCCUCUUGUUCUUGUCCAAAUCAUCGACACCAGCAAUCCUGCCAACCAACUUGAUCAGAAUCACAGAGACUUUUUCCUUGCUGGUAACCCUCAACGAGAAGUACAGAGCCAAAGAGGUGAACGUUCCCUAAGAAGCCAGAGAGAAAGAGGGCCAGGCAGCAGAGGAAGCCAGACAGAUAGAUCUGGAAAUGUCUUCAGAGGCAUCGAUGAGCGAAUGAUAGCCGAAGCUUUCAAUAUCAACACUGACCUUGCAAGAAAGAUGAGAGGUGAAAAUGAUAACAGAGGCAUUAUUGUGAGUGUGGUGGAUGAUCUUGAGAUGCUAAUCCCGCGAAGAAGCCAAGAAGAAGAACGACAAGAACAAGAAGCAGAAGCACAGCGACAAUUAGAGAGGAGCCAUGGAGGUAGAACUAGAACUAAUGGUGUAGAAGAAACAUUUUGCACAGCCAGGCUGAGACAUAACAUCAACAAUCCAUCAGAAAGUGAUAUCUUCAACCCACGCGGCGGCCGUGUCAAAAAUAUCAAUAGUCAUGACCUCCCCAUCCUCAGAUCCCUCAGACUCAGUAUUCAGAAAGCUGUUCUCUAUAGUAACGCGAUAAUGACACCACACUGGAACAUCAAUGCCCAUAGCAUACGAUACUUUACCAGAGGAAGCGGUCGUGUUCAGAUUGUGAAUGAAAAUGGAAAUUCAGUGUUUGACGGACAGGUUAAAAGGGAUCAAAUGUUGACAGUUCCACAGAAUUUUGUCGUAAUUACAAAGGCAAACAGUGAAGGUUUAGAAUGGGUAUCAUUCAAGACUAAUGACAGAGCUAAAAUCAGCCAACUCGCAGGACGAGUCUCUGCAAUCAGGUCUAUGCCAGAGGAAGUAUUAGCAAAUGCAUUCCAGGUCUCCAUUGAUGAUGCCAGGAGGCUUAAGGACAACAGACAGGAAAUCACAGUGCUUAGUCCUGGAUCUAGGUCACGACAAUAAACGAAUGAUCUAAUUACGGUGCGAUUUUGCAAUAAAGUAGAAUAACAAGUGGCUAUGUAGUCAUUAGAACAAAAAUAAAGCCCAAGUGGGAGUGGACAAGUAUACAGUUCUUGUAAGCUUGUACUAUUUUGCACACAAGAAUGAAAGUUUAUCAAGCUUCAUGCUGAAAAAUUUCAAUAAGCAGUGUUUACUUUUA
Messenger RNA from Mercurialis annua (annual mercury), 1693 nucleotides. Its product is annotated as legumin B-like. NCBI's taxonomy places the organism in Eukaryota, Viridiplantae, Streptophyta, Magnoliopsida, Malpighiales, Euphorbiaceae. The record is from RefSeq and is a predicted model, not a curated record. The transcript is spliced from 4 exons. The coding region runs from base 1 to 1497 and encodes 498 amino acids. Gene Ontology annotation, molecular function: nutrient reservoir activity.